Dioscorea cayenensis subsp. rotundata (Guinea yam) is the source of this 2037-nucleotide messenger RNA. RefSeq names its product serine/threonine-protein kinase STY46-like. The coding region runs from base 226 to 1950 and encodes 574 amino acids. Gene Ontology annotation, molecular function: protein kinase activity; ATP binding. Lineage: Eukaryota; Viridiplantae; Streptophyta; Magnoliopsida; Dioscoreales; Dioscoreaceae. The transcript is spliced from 16 exons. Gene Ontology annotation, biological process: protein phosphorylation. The record is from RefSeq and is a predicted model, not a curated record.
UUGUUUUCUCUCAUUCUCUCAUCUCAUCUCAUCUCAUCUCAUCUCGCCGCGCUGCAUUUCGUGGUUUCUUUUUCUCUUUUUCUCUUCUCUUCAUCUCACCAUCCACAUCAUCUCUUGCGUCCCUUUCCCCUUUAUAUACUCCAAUCUCAUCAUCGUCCUCCUCCUCCUCCUCCUCCUCCUCUCGUGAGCUCCGUGGAUUCCCUCCGACCUUGGGUGCUUCCUUUGAUGGCGAUGGAGGAGACGGAGAGCUGCGGAAGCCGCGCAGUUGGGUCACCGACGACGCACACGCCACAGCAACGUCAGAAGCUUGAUGUCUACAACGAGGUGCUCCGUCGUCUCAAGGACUUGGAUUGCCCUGAUGCUCGCUCGCCUUCGUUCGAUGAUGAGCUUUGGGCGCACUUCAACCGCCUCCCCGCUCGGUAUGCGAUGGAUGUGAAUGUGGAGAGAGCUGAAGAUGUUCUGACCCACAAGAGAUUGCUGCAAUUGGCGCAUGACCCUGCCAACAGGCCUGCCUUUGAAGUCCGGGUUGUCCAGGUCUCUCCGGUUCAUGAUGUAAAUCUAAUAAACUGUUCUGAUCCUAGCGCGCAAGGGGAAGAAGAUGCACCCUGCUCUUCAAAUUACUUUAGUAGACAAAGCACACAUCCCCCUCCUGCCUUUGGUUCAUCUGCAAAUCUGGAAGCACUUGCCCUUGAAGCCAGCAAACCUCAAGUUCAAGAUGGAGAUAGUGCUGCAAAUUCUUUCACAGACUUACCAAGGCCCAUGCACGAAAUAACCUUUUCAACUGAUGACAAACCGAAACUUUUAAGUCAGCUGACAUCUUUGCUUGCGGAGGUUGGACUUAAUAUCCAAGAGGCACACGCAUUUUCCACUAAUGAUGGGUACUCAUUAGACGUUUUUGUUGUGAGUGGUUGGCCAUAUGAGGAGACCGAUCAGCUUAAGUAUGAAUUGCAGACGGAACUUGACAAGAUUGAGAAGCAAGCAGGUUCGAAAUCCUAUUCAUGGUCUCCCGUGAUGGAUAAUGCACAUUCUGGAGAAGAAUCUCUUCCUGCACAUGUUCAGAUACCUACUGAUGGCACUGAUGUAUGGGAAAUUGAUUUUAGGCUCCUGAAAUUCGAGAGCAAAGUUGCAUCUGGUUCAUAUGGUGACCUUUACCGAGGGACUUACUGUAGUCAGGAUGUUGCUAUCAAGGUACUUAAGCCCGAACGUGUUAAUGUGGAUAUGCAGCGUGAGUUUGCUCAGGAAGUCUACAUAAUGAGGAAAGUUCGGCACAAGAAUGUUGUGCAGUUUAUUGGUGCAUGCACUCGACCUCCAAAAUUGUGCAUUAUUACAGAGUUUAUGUCUGGAGGAAGUGUGUAUGACUUUCUUCACAAGCAAAAGGGUGUUUUCAAGCUACCAGCUUUGCUCCGAGUGGCAAUUGAUGUUUCUAAAGGCAUGAAUUAUUUGCACCAGAACAAUAUUAUCCACCGAGACUUGAAGGCUGCCAACCUUCUGAUGGAUGAAAAUGAGGUUGUCAAGGUUGCUGAUUUUGGAGUUGCUCGAGUUAAGGCUCAGUCUGGAGUCAUGACUGCAGAAACAGGAACAUAUCGAUGGAUGGCACCUGAGGUCAUUGAACACAAGCCCUACGAUCACAAGGCUGAUGUUUUCAGUUUCUCUAUUGUGCUUUGGGAACUAUUGACUGGAAAGCUUCCUUAUGAAUAUUUAACACCACUCCAAGCAGCAGUAGGUGUGGUUCAAAAGGGUCUGAGACCUACCAUUCCUAAGAACACUCAUUUUAAACUUACGGAGCUGCUCGAGAAAUGCUGGCAACAAGAUCCGGAUUUGAGGCCCGACUUUUCUGAAAUCCUAGAAAUGCUCCAAGUUAUAGCGAAGGAGGUUGGUGAUGAACCAGAUGACAAGAUCAAAGAGAAGUCAUCCGGCGGGUUUCUCUCGGUUCUCAGAAGAGGUCUCUGAAAUUACAGUAAUUAUUUCCCCAUCUUCCCUUGUGGUAUUUGUAUCGGAAUGUACAGUAAUUUUUAUUUUCAAUAACCUGCUUCUUAA